UUAAGAAUAAUAGAUAUAAAGGUUAAAUUAGCCCUCUUACAACCAAAGAAUGUCGUUUUGUCGUCUACCGGAUUGGAUAUCAGGGUCCCAAAAAACUAUUACUCUUAUAAUUUUUCUUGCAAACGCUAUUUGGAUUGCCGCUGAAUCCAAUACAAACUGGCACUCUAUAAAGUAUCUGCAGGGACAUUUGAAACCCAUCGGAAAUCAGCGCGAAAUCAUAAGAGGACAAAUAGCUGAAUUUGACGCUUUUAUUGAUGGACCAUCAUUCUAUCGUGAUUUCUGGGCGCCUGCAAGACCGGCUGUCUUCAGAGGUGUAAUUCGACACACAAAAGCAAUGAAACAAUUGGUGAAUGCUACCUAUAUGCGAGAGAAAUUUGGGUCUGUGGUUGGACUAGUUGAUCGCAGAACAUCUUGGGUCAGAGGCGGAGAAGAAGCACCCCCAAGAAGCGCUAUGAAUUACAGUGACUUUCAAGAUAAAAUUUUAAAAGAGCAGAUAUAUUGGGAUGACGAAAUUCCAGAAGGUCAUCAGAUUCUUCAAAAUCUUUUUAUUCCUCUUCCUAUAGAAUGCGAGGAGCUGAGACGAACGCUUAUUUACAUCAACAUGAUGGAAAAUUCGGGACAGGUCAGUUACGUGUUUCACCGGGACUACGCUGAUAACCUAUUCCAUUUUAUUGCCGGGAAAAAGACAUGGCUAAUAGCUAACAGUACAUUCAAAGAUGCGGCUUAUAUAGGACAAAAAACAGAGUCGCCAGACAUGUCACCAGUUCCUCCAGAUUCCGUGGAUCUUAUCAAAUAUCCCAAAAUGGCAGAAAUAGACUUUCAUGAAGUAGUUCUUAAUCCAGGAGAUGUUAUGUAUAUUCCAAGAAAUUGGCUACAUUACGUCAGAUCACGCGGACGGCCAAAUAUAGCGAUAAAUAUAUGGUUCGGUUCAGAAUUCGUUACGAACCAUCUUCCAUCGGUACCAGACUGCAAACGACAAAGGCGGAAUCCAAAAAAAAUGUUGAAGGAAAAAUUAUAAACGAGUAAAAGUAAAAUGAAUAGUAAUUCCAAUAGAAAGGAAUGCUGGUGCAUAUAUACACAAUUUAAAAUUUAUACCUUUAUUUUUGUGAAGUCGAAUACUCGAAUUGCAUAAAUUGCAAACUGUGAAAUAAACAGGAAUUUGUCUGAAAAUUCAGAUUGAUAGACAA
Styela clava is the source of this 1187-nucleotide messenger RNA. RefSeq names its product bifunctional peptidase and (3S)-lysyl hydroxylase JMJD7-like. Lineage: Eukaryota; Metazoa; Chordata; Ascidiacea; Stolidobranchia; Styelidae. The record is from RefSeq and is a predicted model, not a curated record.